AUGUCUAUCGCAAAACUUUGUAGCAUACGUUCGCAGUGGUUCCCGCCGACUCCCAGUUCCACAGAAGAGGAUUUGUCCUCACAGGAGGGCAAAGUGUUCAUCGUGACUGGUGGAAACGCCGGUGUUGGAUAUGAGCUCUGCAAGAUUUUGUAUGCAACUGGUGCGUUAAUAUACAUGGCAUCACGAUCAAAAGAAAAAGCCGAAUCUGCGAUUGAAUCGAUAGUUUCUCUCACGCCAGCUCCUAACACUUCCGGGAAACUCAAGUUCCUUCACCUCGAUCUGAAUGACCUUGAGUCUGUGAAACAAGCGGCCAACAGCUUUUCUAAAGAAGAAUCAAAACUCGAUAUUCUCUGGAAUAAUGCGGGGACUGGGGCCAAUAUGGUUGAGCCUGGGGCCAAAACCGCCCAAGGCCUCGACGCUAUGAUUGGGAUGCACUGCGUAGCAACACUACUCUUUACGGAGCUUCUCGUGUCGCAGCUUCAAGCAUCUACAAGAUCCGAAAAUCCAGGAUCAACUCGGGUGGUUUGGACAUCCAGCUAUCUAGCCGAGGGCGCCUCACCCAUUAACGGGAUUUCGUUCGAACAUCUUCAAAAUGGUAUCUCCGACCGUACCACCAACUACGCCGCAUCGAAAGCAGGAACGUGGAUUCUGGGCCGUGAAUUUGCGAACAGACACGGGAACAAAGGAAUUCUGAGUGUCAUCCAAAAUCCCGGAAAUCUGAAGGCGGGCUCAUAUGCAGGUACGCCUGCGCUUGCCAUGUGGCUCAUCAAUCCUUUGCUCCAUCCGCCUAAAUUCGGGGCUUAUACCCAACUAUAUGCUGGCCUAUCCCCCGAAGUCUCUUUGGAUCACAACGGUGCAUACGUCAUUCCUUGGGGAAGAAUUCGACCCGAUAACGAUUGCCCCCGACAAGAUAUCAUAAAAGCCAUGACAUCGACUGAACAGGGAGGAUUAGGCUAUGGCAAACUGUUUUGGGAUUGGUGUGAGGAGCAAUGCAAACUAUUUAUCUUAUAG
This is a messenger RNA of Penicillium cosmopolitanum, 1011 nucleotides long. RefSeq lists its product as uncharacterized. The record is from RefSeq and is a predicted model, not a curated record. Bases 1 to 1011 code for a protein of 336 amino acids. Lineage: Eukaryota; Fungi; Ascomycota; Eurotiomycetes; Eurotiales; Aspergillaceae. The transcript is spliced from 2 exons.